GGACCACCACAAGCUCAGCGGCCUCGCCAACGCGGAGCCCCUGGAGAUAGACAUGCGGCCGCUGUGCUCCGCGGGCAGCAUCCUGUACGCGCGGGCCAAGGCCUUCGGCCUCACGCCGCCGAAGCACACACCCGAACGUCGCCGGCCUGAUGUUAGCGGGCCUGCUGUCGGACUCCCUGGAGUUCCGCUCACCCACCACUACCGAGAUCGACAAGGUGUACGCGAAGGAGUUGGGCGAGCUUGCCGGCCUCAACGUCCACGAGUUUGCGGAGGGCAUGCUCGAGGCGAAGGCGCAGAUCGAUCACCUCUCCCCCAAAGAGCUGGUAAUGAUGGACACGAAGAUCUUCAAGAUCGGCGGGAAGAAGCUGCGCGUUUCCGUAUUGGAGACAACGAAGCCCGCGAUGCCCCUGAAGAAGAUGGCCGAGAUGGUGGCCGCCCAGCUCGACCAGAUCAAGGAGGAGGCGCUGGAUGACAUGCUCCUCUUCGUCGUGGACAUCAUCAAGGAGGAGGCGACCUUCGUGUCGUGCAGGCCGAGCGCGGCCAAGAUUGUGGAGAAAGCCUGGAAGGCGACGCUCGGCACGGACGGAACCAUCGUGCUUCCCGGCGUGCUGUCGCGCAAGAAGCAGAUCAUCCCCGCCUUGGAGGCCUCUGCCAAGGACGAGCUGUAG
This is a messenger RNA of Prorocentrum cordatum, 668 nucleotides long. Lineage: Eukaryota; Dinophyceae; Prorocentrales; Prorocentraceae. The record is from the annotation of a GenBank genome assembly.